Molecule: messenger RNA, 1011 nt
Organism: Oldenlandia corymbosa var. corymbosa
Lineage: Eukaryota; Viridiplantae; Streptophyta; Magnoliopsida; Gentianales; Rubiaceae
Source: the annotation of a GenBank genome assembly
AACAAUUUUGGGUCAACGAUAUUAGUACAUGAUGAUGAACAUGGUUUUGCAAGUCUGUCAUUGUCGUCGGUUACACAACAAAACAGAGUAUUCAAUGGCAGCUUACAAGUCAUUCGAUUAGACCAAGUCAGAGACUACUUUUUAAGUUUUAAGUCGUCAGCGUACUAAAUGGAAUCUCUCUAUUAAGCUAGCCAUCAUCACUGCUACCAUUAUUGCUUUCUCGAUCAAACUUCAAAUCCUGAUUAUUUCUGUAUAUGGGCUAUUUGAAAUCAUGAUCAAUUGAUCAUAAUGGAUGAAAUUAACCUUCGUUUUUUUUUUCUUCUGUUCUACUUUGCAGGCGGAAUUGAUCCAUAUGUUCUGAUUCAAUACAAAGGGCAAGAGCGCAAGAGCACCGUUGCCCGAGGGCAAGGUAGCAGUCCAGUGUGGAACGAGACGUUCACAUUCAGGGCAGAAUACCCUGGCGGAAAUGACGAGUACAAACUCAUCCUCAAGAUUAUGGACCAUGAUACUUUCUCCGCUGAUGACUACCUUGGCCAAUCCACCAUCUAUGUGAAGGAGCUAUUGGAAACUGGAGUGCAGGAUGGGAAAGCUGAAAUUCAUCCUCAGAAGUACAGCAUCGUUUCCAGUGAUCAAUCAUUCAAUGGAGAAAUCAAAGUUGGAAUUUCUUUCAUCCCCAAGGUGGAAAGUUAUGAUGCGGGUGAAGAUUUCGGUGGAUGGAAGGAGAGUGAAUACUAGUUUCAAAGACCCCUGUUUCAUAUUUCAAUCCUGUUGUGUAUAAUUUUCUGCAUAAGUGAUGUACUUAUGUUAAAUGGCACCUAAAACUCUUGGCUUUUCCUCCAACAUUCCAACUCCAAGUGGUUUAUUAAUGUAAAAUUACUAGUGCCGAAGACAUUCAAAUCUGCUUCUACUUUGCGAGGAAAAUUGUGGUAAUGUAAUUGAGUCCCUCAGCCUCAAUCCGAGGUAUCCAACAAAUGAUCAAUGAUAUUCUUCUUUGAGCAAGAGAAGUUUCAG